GCCAACUCUUUCCCUCUCCUUGAGGAAGCAGGAAGUUUUUGGUCUAUUGAGUUUCUGGUUUAGAAGUUUCUGUGGUCAGAGGAGAACUGCGCUUUCACUGUCACGCGGCCUGUGGAACAUGAGAUGGAAGGAACCAAGUGGAAUGGAAAGGAGCAGGAUUGGGUUUCUCCUCUGCCUCCACAUGCAGUCUCCAGGCUCCUUGCAAACUACAACAGCCUUACGGACAAACACCUGGCUGGAUAUUUCAGCAAUGCUCGGAUAAGGAGACAUCUUCAGAAAUCAGGACUGAUCUCAAGGAGUGGAAGAAUAAUUCCAGAGAAAGAAUAUCGGCUAAAUGCUAUGAGGAAGGAUCACCAGCGAUAUGUACAGGAGUGCCUGGCUCGAGCCGUAUUUCUGAAGGUCCUUGACACUGGGUGUUAUCAUCAGCUGGAAGAAAGAAGGAGACUUGAAAAUUCUGUGAGGAAGGAGAGGGUGCAGAAAACCAAGACAUACCGAUCCAGAAGAACAGUGGAAGGUGCUAACCCUGUGCUCUCCCCACACCCACCUCUUGGGCCCAGAUAUCAUUAUGGACACCAUCCUUUAAUGGCUAGAGAACCAUCUGCUCAUUCACACCUGAGGGCUCCUGCGCCUGUAGUUGAGUAUAGUGGUGGACAGCCUUCUCAUCAACAUGGAUCCAAGGAGUCAACCUUUUUAAAGGCAACUUCUUCCCAUAGACCAAAAACAGCCCCAGGAAAUGUACAGUACCCAUUUCGACUUCAGCCUCUCUGCAGCUGUGCUGCAGCAGGGACUGCUCCAAGGAGUUCAGGCUCUAAACAGAAGCGCCGCGCACUUGAAAAUUAUCGGCAAUUUCCUUGUGGGAGGGAGAGAAGUGAGUUAAGACUUAUGAACUCAAUGGAAUAUGUGACUGGGAAAACCCCAUACCGACUCCCUGUCAUUAACAACUAUCUGAUACCGGUGCCACCUCCUACCCUGCAAAAAAAAGACAGGAGUGUAAAGGCAGUGAGAAAUGGGAUGUCCAGAAGGAGACGAUUUCGUCCCACCACUGCCCCAAAUGGCUUAGAGCAACCUGUAACCAAGAAUUCUGGAGAAUUCCCUAAGCCCUCAUUACGUAGCAAUGUGCUCGUUACCAUGACCUUUCUGGGAAAAAGCGUGCGUUUAUCUCGUGAUGAUUCUGAUUAUAGAGAUGAAAUCAAAGUCUAUCAGCAGCAUUGUGGAGGAGAAAACCUUUGUGUCUACAAAGGCAAACUGUUGGAAGGAGAGACCUUUCAGUUCAUCUCCAAGAGGCAUCAUGGUUUCCCAUUCAGUCUCACCUUUUUUCUCAAUGGGAUACAAGUGGACAGGUUGAGCUCUUGUUGUGAGUUCAGACAUCAGAAGCGUUCCAGACUUGGAGGCAAGCAUGGAUACUUUGGAUUUCUCAGUGUGGAGGGAGCAUCUCCUUGCUAUAGGUGCAUUAUUGCAAUGAGUCUGGACAAAAAGCCAUCCCCUCCCAAGAGAGAGGUGAAGGAGGACUGUGAGGAAAAGCAAGUGGGUACCUGGAAAGAUGGAGUUCACAGUGAGCCAAGUGGUAGCAGUGCUGAUCAGAAAUCAAGCAAAGAAUCAGUGCUAGUCAUCUUACCAAGUCACGAAGCGGAUGUGGAAACUGUUGAGGACAAAAUGGAGACCAGACAGGAGUAUGAAAGAGAAGAGACAAAACUAUCCAAUUGUGAGACCAAAGAUAGUCAGGAAGAUACUGUUAAAAAUGAGUAUAAUGAAGAUUUUGAAGCAGAUGAAGUUAAUGAAGAAGAACAGGCUGGUGAUCAAAGGAAUGAAAUGUCAAAGUCAUCCCCAGAUGAUGAAAAACAUGAUUUAGACUGUGAAAAGGAGAGUAAAAAUGCAUCACAGAAGGCACCGCAGGUCUCUGACAGCGAGAAAGAUGAAAGUGAUGGAUAUUCUGACAGUACCUCAGGGGAUGGCAAACAAGACAGGAGCUCUGCACACUCUCUGUCAUCUACCAGCACUCAAUAUAGCAGUGAAGAUGAUUCUGAUGCUGAAAAGAUGAAAGAGGAUGUUAAGGGCAAAGAGGAGUGUGAUGUCAAAGAUGCAUCUGAUGAAAACACAACAUGUGCACAAUAUGGAAAUGAGAAUGGGGAAAGUAAACUGUUCAGAACACAGGACAGUCGGGAAAGUUUUGCUUUGGAAGAGGAAGGAAUGGAUGAAGCAGAAAAGACAAAAACAGAAGCUCUGACAGCAAGGGAAAAUACUGAAACUUUUCAUGAAAACAUAAUAGCGAUACAGCAUCAAAGUCUUGAUGUUAAUGGGGAAAUGAAACAGGCUGGGUCAGUAGUAAGUAAUGUAAGGGAAGAAGAGGAGAAGAAUGCAAGCAAUGGAAGGGAUGAUAGGGAGAAAAAUGUUUCCGUGCCUUUGGAAAACAACAUGAUGGAAGUGGAGGAUAGAAAUGAGGAGUCUCCUCAAGGUGAUGGAGGUGUUUCUGAAGAUGAUAUAUCAGCACAGGAAGAGAUAACAGAGGCAAUGGGAGAAGACCAUCAAGUGAAUUUUGAACCUGAAUGUAGUAAUUCUUGUGUGGAUGAGGAAGUAGAGAAAGCAACGAGUGCAGAGUGUGAUCCUGGCAAAGGUGACACUGCAGCAGCAGCUGAUGGAGAUGACGCAGAUGGAACAGGAGCACCCAGCACGCAGUCAGCAGCAGUGCAAGUGGUACAUGUGGGCCAAGACUGUGAGGAGGAUGAAAGCCAUAUUGCUGAACGAGGGCAUGAUGGCACAGACUGUGCUAGGCACGGAGUGGCACAGGCAGGAGUGCUGCAGCCUGAGGAGGAGGCAGCAGCUGUAGCCCCUGAGGGGCAUCUGCUUGUGGAUGGGUCAGCACCUGCCAGGGGGGCAAUGGCAGAAGGUGAUGCUGAGGAGAAGGAACCAGGGAAGGGGAUGGAGCCUGGUGCAGAGGCAGAGGAUCAGGACACUCCCACAGAUGUAGGGGAGAACAUGGGGCCAUGGAGGGACCCAGCGGGUGAGGAAGAGGAGCAGGUGGGCAUGGGGACCCCCCUGGGUAUGGGAGGGUGCAGGGGAGUCAUUGGAGGGGAGAGGGCUGUGAAUGGGGCCUCUGGGGACCAGCGGGUGGGGGGAGCAGCACCUGUGUUGAGGGUGGUGGUGCUUGAGGGACAAGGGGCUGCAGGGGAUGCAGACCUGGCAGAAGGAAUUCCUGAGGUGGGUGACACUGCAGCAGUGUGGGCUGCGGAAAAAGCUGCUUUUGAAGGGCAGAAGACUGUGGAGGAACCUGGGGCUCUCCUAGAAACAUUAGGGGAUACAGAAUUCUGCACGGGAAAUGAAGAGAUUCUAAAGCCAAAUGAAUUUUCUCAGCUGAAAGUCACAGGGAAAGAGCAGGUGGAGAUGGAUACCCUUGGGGCAGUGACAACUGAGCCUAACAGACCACUGGAGGAGGAAGGCAGCUCUCAACCAAGGGCAGAGGAUGGGGAGGAGCCCAAGGACUCUGGCAGAGGCACCACAUUACACAAAGCACCUGGGAGAGAAGCUGGGGUGGGUGCUGGAAGGGACCCUGCAAGUGGAGGGUCAACUCCAUUGGAGCAGACAGCAACAGCUGGGGAUAAGGAGGGCUCAGCAAUAGUGCUUUUGAGUGGAAGCCUGUCUUUGGGCAGUGCUGCAAAGACAGAUGGAGCGAUGGAAGAAAAACCUGAUGGGGUGGUAAUAGGGGUGUAUGGAGAGAGAGCCAGAACUGAGUCAGAAGAUGAAGAGGUGGGGGGGAGAGCAGCAGGGCCACGAGAGCACACAGCUACGGGGCAGGGACUGCCAGAAUAUAGUGGGGAGCAGGCAGUGCUGGGAGAGGGGAAGCCUCCAGGCCAGGGUGUGUUGGGGUGUGAGACCCUGGAGACAGCACAGGGAGCCCAGGGCAGAAGCUGCCUGGGGUUGUGGGGGCAGCAGCCUGCAGUGCCUGCACCAGGGGCAGCAGCAGAAGGCACAGUGCCAGGAGGAGUGCAGACUGAAGGGAAGCUGCCAGAGCUGAGCCUUGGAGAAAGUACCCAGAGGAAAGAGGUGGAGACUGUGUCGAAAGGAGCUGUGGGCAACUCUUGUGCACAGGAACAGAGGGCUGAGAGUCCUGAGCAAGGGAGCACAGCUACAAUGAGGAUGUGAACCUGGAUGCAGCUGUCACACUCCAGGACAAGGAAGAAACUAUCCUCUGAGCCUUUUCUUCAGCUCCCUCAGUGCUCCUUCCCACAGCAUUCACACCAACCACUGAUUUGUGCCCUUUGGAUGUUCUGUAUUACUCCACAGUACCUUGGCCACUUGUCACAUACCACAGUGGCUCUGCAGUGUGUAAGCCCAUAAGCACCAGCACUGUCCUGCGGCUGCCAUGCUUGGUUUCUCCAAAACACAGCACAGUAUUGCACUGAGAGUCCCCUCCUGCUUGUACCCUGUGCUACUGCGGGCCUGUGGAUGUGUGUUUGAGAGUAUAUGUGCUUGGCUCUAUCUCCUCUCCAUGUAUUUUUCUCAGUUAUUUUACUUUUUAAACUACAAAUCUCACUGUGAGGUGGGGCUGUGACCUCACUGGUGUAUGCAUAUGUGGAAAUGUUUGCAGCACUCAUGCAAUGAGCUGGGUUUCACUGUCUGAGAUUUUCAUGGGAGCAUGAUGGCUGCUCUGGUGCUUGCAGCCCACCCUGGGGCACACGCCCACCCCCCCACAUCCUCUUGCUGUGCAGGGGCUCCUGCAGGACAUGCCAGGUGUGGGUACCAGGCUGUGUGCCGGUGGGAGGUAUGGCUCACUCGCUUGGAUGCUGGUUUGUUUUGAUGUAGAUCAUCUAUUCCUGGUGUGUUUGUCCUCAAUAUAACAAUUUGAAAUAUCACCGUGGUUGCAGGCGCUGCUGUUCUUAGAAGCAGGAUAUCAAAACUCAGUAACUUGUUCUGUGUGAUUAUUUCAGCCUGUUCCUUUAACUUCUCUGGGAAUGGCACAAAUGAAUUCCAUUCCUGCAGUUGACUUUUAGCGUAUGUUAUGAUAGGACAAGGGGCAACAGGUGCAGACUGGAACAUGGGAGGGCCCACAGAAAUGUGGGAAAAAAACUUGUACACAGUGAGAGUAACAGAGCACUGGAACUGACUGCCCAGGGAACUUGCUUAAAACCUGCCUGGAUGUAUUGCGGUGUGACCUGGUUUGAGUGUUCCUGCUCUGGCAGGGGGAUUGGACUGGAUGAUCCUUUCAGGGUCCUUCCAGUCCCUGACAAUCUGUGAUUCUGUGUGAUUCUGUUCAGUAAUUUGUAUUUUGCAGAGCUUUCAUUUGUAUUGGGAACUGAUCGCUGCUUUGCAGCACGCUUUCCCCUGAAGCCUGGUGCUUCUAUAGUAGACACUAACAAAGACAUCACUUUCUUCAAGGUGCCAGCCAUUUUAAUUACCAGUAAAGUUGUUUACAAGCACUUGGCCCUGUAGAGAGCUUCUCAGACUGCAAAAGUUUUUCCUGUUGUUUUCAAGUGUCUGCUAUUGAAAUGUCACCAGGAGAUGGUAUAAAGAAGCCAUGGGUGGGCACAUAUUGAUGUGGUGUAAGUGCAGUCUGUUGCCCUGAUCUGUAGUCUGUUCCCUAAGCCUGCUUCAUUGAAGGUUUUCCUUCUGGUUAAAGGUU
This is a messenger RNA of Coturnix japonica (Japanese quail), 5614 nucleotides long. RefSeq names its product glutamate rich 3 (gene ERICH3). NCBI's taxonomy places the organism in Eukaryota, Metazoa, Chordata, Aves, Galliformes, Phasianidae. The record is from RefSeq and is a predicted model, not a curated record.